Molecule: messenger RNA, 2982 nt
Organism: Phoenix dactylifera (date palm)
Lineage: Eukaryota; Viridiplantae; Streptophyta; Magnoliopsida; Arecales; Arecaceae
Product: receptor-like serine/threonine-protein kinase SD1-8
Biological process (GO): recognition of pollen; protein phosphorylation
Cellular component (GO): plasma membrane
Molecular function (GO): ATP binding; protein serine/threonine kinase activity
Source: RefSeq, a predicted model, not a curated record
GUCGAGCGACUUGACCUCCCUGCGUCGUCGCCGUCCGGAUGGCCACCGGCCCCUCCGACCGCGCCGAGGCUGCCACCUCCCGAUGCGCCCCCAGGCCCGCCUUCCCGCCCUCGUCGGCCGGAUGGAGUUUGCCGGCGAGGACGCCAUCCGCCCCUCUCCUUCGAGCUCUCCCUCGACGACGCCUCCCCAAUUACAAGAGGGCCACCAGCAUCCACACCCUCGUCCGGAUCGAUCGCGAGUCCGCGGUCAAUUCCCCCAAUUUUUCCAAUGGGGAGGGACACGUGUGUGAAGAGAAAUACAUAGAGCGCCCGAGAAGGAGAGAAUGGCCAUAGCACAGUUCUUACUUCUGCUGACUAUCUCGGCAACAGCGUUUCCACUUCAUGCGCAGCCAGGCAAUACAAUAACACCAAGUAAAUCCAUCGUGGAUGGCCAAGCCUUAAUCUCUUCGAAUGGAGCCUUUGAAAUGGGAUUCUUUAGUCCAGGUAAUUCAAAGAACCGAUACUUGGGAAUAUGGUAUAGAAACAUCCCGGUUCAGACCGUAGUAUGGGUUGCCAAUAGAGACUCUCCUCUCAACAGCUCUACUGGAGUUUUGAAUCUCACCUCCAAUGGAAAUCUCAUCCUUCUCAAUGACAGUGGAUAUGUCUUAUGGUCAACGAGCACAUCAAAUGUAACAAAUCCCACUGUGCAGCUCUUAGACUCAGGAAACCUCAUCUUGACCAGAGGGACUUCGAAGAGCAUAUUGUGGCAGAGCUUCGAUCAUCCAUGUGAUACUCUUCUACCAGGCAUGAAGCUUGGAUGGGAUUCCAGUACUAAUUUUAAUAGGAAUCUUACAUCAUGGAGGGGUGCUUCUGACCCUUCUCCAGGAGACUACACCUACAAGUUCGAUAUCCAUGGAGUAGCAGAAAUUUUUCUAUGGGAAAAGUCUGCUCGAAUCUAUCGCAGUGGACCCUGGAACGGACAAUGUUUUAGCGACAUUCCUGAGAAUACUUUGUUCAGAUCUCAGUUCAUUUCCACCCGGGAUGAGGAUUAUUUUACCUAUGAAGUGUUGGACAGUUCUGUGAUAUCAAGAGUUGUGCUGACCAAGGAUGGAGUAAUUCAUCAUUUCAAUUGGGAUAAUACAAGCAAUGAUUGGAGCGAUUACUGGUAUGUUCCAAAAGACCCAUGCGACAAGUACGCUUAUUGUGGGGCUAAUGGUGUUUGCAAUGCCAGUUACUCAACAUCUUGCCAGUGUUUAAAGGGAUUUGAUCCAAAGUCUACUAAACAUUGGAAUCAAAGAGUAUAUUUGGGUGGUUGUGUGAGGAAAACACGUUUAGAUUUCCAGUCAGAUACGUUUUCUGACUUGCAAAAUGUGAAGUUGCCUGAUACAUCGAAUGCCACUGCAGACAGUGACAGAAGUCUUGAUGAGUGCAGAGAGUGGUGCUUGAAGAACUUCUCCUGUGUAGCCUUUGCUAUGAGUGGAGAAAGUGGAUGUCUGACAUGGACUGGUGAUCUGGUAGAUAUCAUAGUAGUUAAUGAAGGAGGGGAUGAUUUAUUUUUUCGGCUUGCGGCUUCUGAAUUAGACACAAAAAAGGGUGAUUCUAGUAAGAAGCAGCAUGCAGUUGCCAUUGUUAUUCCCUUAUUAUUGGGCUUUCUCUUAUUUGUGUUCCUUGGACUAUUUAUAUUAAAGAAGAAGAGAAAACAAGGUAUGUUAACUGAUUCCUGCUCCAAAGAAAGCAGAGGGAAGGAGCUGGAAUUGCCUUUAUUUGAUAUGUCUGUGAUAGAAAGUGCUACCAAUAACUUCUACUUCAACAAUAAACUUGGAGAGGGUGGGUUUGGCCCUGUUUAUAAGGGCCAGUUGAGAGAUGGGCAAGAGAUUGCUGUCAAGAGGCUGUCUAAGGAUUCUGUGCAGGGUUUGGAUGAGUUCAAGAAUGAGGUUAUGCUGAUCGCCAGACUUCAACACAGAAACCUUGUUAGGCUUCUUGGUUGCUGCAUCCAACGUGAGGAAAGAAUGUUGAUAUAUGAGUACAUGCCAAACAAGAGCUUGGACACCUUGAUCUUUGAUAAAACAAAAGCUGCAUUGUUGAGUUGGCAAAAGCGUCUUGACAUCAUUCUUGGAAUUGCUCGAGGACUUCUUUACCUUCAUCAAGACUCUAGACUGAAAAUAAUUCAUAGGGACCUGAAAGCUAGCAAUAUUCUGCUCGAUAAGGACAUGAAUCCCAAAAUUUCAGAUUUUGGCACUGCAAGAAUUUUCAGAGGAGAUCAAAAUCAAGAGAAUACAAGGAGGGUGGUUGGGACAUAUGGUUAUAUGUCGCCUGAGUACGCAAUGGAUGGCAUCUUUUCAGUGAAAUCUGAUGUCUUUGGCUUUGGAGUUACGAUACUGGAGAUACUGAGCGGUAAGAAAAAUAGAAUGGUGAAGCAAGUGGAACCCCAUUUAAAUCUUUUGGGAUAUGCAUGGACACUAUGGAAGGAAGAUAGAUGCUUGGAGCUACUUGAUGAAGCAAUAGAAUGUUCAUGCCCCGUGUCUAAGGUAAUGCGAUGUAUACAAAUUGGCCUCUUGUGCGUGCAAGAGGGAAGCAAAGAUAGACCAACAAUGGCAGAAGUAGUUCUUAUGUUGAGCAAUGAAGGGGUGGCAUUACCACAGCCUAAAAAGCCUGGUUUCUGCAUAGAAAGGACUUCCACUGAGCAACAUCAGAGUACGGUUCCUGAGAUCACACAUACACUGUUUGAAGGCCGAUGAAACACUGACCUCAACAAGUACAUUUCUGUUUGGCAAAUUGGCACUCCUGCAGCUUAAAGAUAAGUUGGUUUCAUUGGAUAGAGAUGGACUAUCAAAGUAAACCUCGAAAUUCAGUUUGUAUAUUGGCCAUUCUUAAAUCUGUAAGAGGAUCCGGCAGCAUAAAUGCCUGACUUCAUAAGAUUAAGAUCUAUGGUUUCUGUCCGAUACCCUGGUUGAUUGCUGAAGUCUGAUAUUAUGAAGUCUAAGCCCUGUUCUGUUGGACUAGC